GUGAGGUUUAUUUGAAGGCGUGGCACAUUGAUAAACUAGUAAAUAGAAAAAGCGAAAAAAAGUGUACUCCCAGUCCGGAACUACUGUUAAUACUAAAGUAUCAUUACAUUAGUACUAUGAUGUUUUUGUCUUGACAAGGAAUUUACAGAGAGUUGUGAGAAGAUGUGUGUUAGUGAGUGUGAGGCCUGGCGGCGAAGCGGUAACUAUCGUUGAUUUUACUCAAGCUUUAACUCUGCCCCUCCUAAUCCAUCCUAAAAGUGUGGAUAUUUGCAUUAAAGCUGGUGAAUUACUCUUAGUUGAAAUGAUUCCAAAGGCGAUUAUUGCACUGAAGGCAGACAAUGGAUGUUUCUGGAGUGUAAUUAAUUAUAGUGACAGAGACAAUAUUGAAGCAGCAAAAUCCAGCCUUGACUCCAGCUGCCACUUUUUAUUGCUUACAGCUACAAGUGGAAAGGUUUAUAUCAAGACCCCUCAGAACAAGUACCUUAGUCGUUUUCACCGCAGUGGCAUUGACUACAUAGAGCCAGCUAAAGAUGUACCAGAUGUUUUCUGUGAGUUCCAGCUGCAUAGUCAAGAUGGGAAAGUGUUUUUCAUGGCUGACAAUUGCAAAUAUUUAAGUCGCAUUCACCGGGGUGGCAUAGACAACAUUGAAGCUUAUAAAAAACAGAUAGAUGUGUACUGCCUGUUUGAAGUUGUUGAAUUAAAGAAUGAAAUGAUUCCAAAGGGGAUUAUUGCACUGAAAGCAGACAAUGGACACUUCUGGAGUGUUGUUGAUUGUUUUGGCAGAAAAAAUAUUGAAGCAGCGAUGUCCAGCCCUGACUCCAACUGCCAGUUUUUGGUGCUACCAGCAUCAAAUGGAAAGGUUUAUAUUAAGACUCCUCAGAACAAGUACCUUAGCCGUAUUCACUGUGGUGGCAUUGACUACAUACAGCCAGCUAAAGAUAAACCAGAUGUUUUCUGCGAGUUCCUGCUGCAUAGCCAGGAUGGUAAGAUGGUUUUCAUGGCCGACAAUGGCAAAUAUUUAAGUCGCAUUCACCGAGGUGGCACAGAUAAUAUUGAAGCUGCGAAAGGACAAAUCGAUGUGUUCUGCCUGUUUGACGUAGUUGAAUUUCAGAAUGAAAUGCUUCCAAAGGGGAUUAUUGCACUGAAGGCAGACAAUGGACAUUUCUGGAGUGUAGUUAAUUGUUUUGGCAGAGACAAUAUUGAAGCGGCAACAUCCAGCCUGGAAUCUAGCUGCCAGUUUUUGGUGCAUCCAUCUACAAAUGGAAAAGUUUAUAUUAAGGCUCCUACGAACAAGUACCUUAGUCGUAUUCACAGAUCUGGCAUUGACUACAUAGAGCCAGCCAAAGAUGAACUAGACGUUUUCUGUGAGUUCCAGAUGCAUAGCCAAGAUGGGAAAGUGUUUUUCAUAGCUGACAAUGGCAAAUAUUUAAGUCGCAUUCACCGGGGUGGCAUAGACAACAUCGAAGCUUAUAAAGAACAAAUCGAUGUGUUCUGCCUGUUUGACAGUUAAAUUUCAGGUAUUUCCUGCAUUAUUUCCAAUUGCUUG
Molecule: messenger RNA, 1546 nt
Organism: Protopterus annectens (West African lungfish)
Lineage: Eukaryota; Metazoa; Chordata; Ceratodontiformes; Protopteridae
Exons: 4
Coding region: 302-1510 (402 amino acids)
Source: RefSeq, a predicted model, not a curated record